Molecule: messenger RNA, 681 nt
Organism: Colletotrichum lupini
Lineage: Eukaryota; Fungi; Ascomycota; Sordariomycetes; Glomerellales; Glomerellaceae
Exons: 5
Coding region: 1-681 (226 amino acids)
Source: RefSeq, a predicted model, not a curated record
AUGAACUCUCCUGUCCUUCAACCGGCGGCAUGUCUGAAUCUCGUCCAGGUCCUGAAGGCGCUUCCAAAACAAAAAUUACUGCUCCUGCCUUUCUCUCGAUUCUGGUUCUAUCCUGUGCCUGUUGCGGUUUCCCUCCCAUCAUCUGAGGAUCUCAAGUGCCUGUCAACUUCAAGGUUCGCACCUUCCAUACUUCGCGUUCCACGGCCUCCCUGGGCAGUCGCGGAUUUCAAAACAACAACAAAAAAAAAGUAUUACCCAUCACCAGUCAAUCGCUUCGUCGUCUUCUCCAAAGCCGGCCAAGCUUUUGGGUCUACUGCAAGAGGUCGUGCUUUGCCCUCCUCUCCUGAGCAGUCCAACGCAUCGUGUAUCCGGCGCCAACCUUGCCCAACCUCUUUGGUUCACGGUUUACCACCUCCAAAGGAACAAUCACCAAGCCAACUACGCCAGUCGGCCUUGCCGUGCUCCCGCAGCUCCCUUCCUCCACCUCACGCCGCCGAGCCACUAGACGGUUUACGACUUUGCAAUCCAAAUCACUGUCGCUAUCUACUCUUGUUGUGCCGGCCACAUCAGUUUGGGCUCACCAUCGUCAGCCCUCCCACUGAUCCCACCACACUUAUUUCGAGAAUCCUCCCUGAUGACUUUUGGACGGUCAGUUACCCAGCCUCUCCUCUACUCCCCUAA